AUGGCUUCACCACAGAAAAUCCGCACCCCGAUCACUGAUCUGUUCAAGAUCAACCACCCCGUCCUGCUCGCCGGCAUGAACGUCGCCGCAGGGCCCAAGCUGGCCGCUGCCGUCACCAACGCCGGCGGCAUGGGCGUCAUCGGAGGUGUCAACUACACCCCGGACAUGCUGCGCGACCAGAUCAACGAGCUCAAGUCCUACCUGACCGACAAGUCCGGGCCCUUUGGCGUCGACCUGCUGCUGCCCCAGGUCGGCGGCAGCGCCCGCAAGACCAACUACGACUACACCAAGGGCAAGCUGGACGCCCUGAUCGACAUCGUCAUCGAGAGCGGUGCCAAGCUCUUCGUCUCCGCCGUCGGCGUCCCGCCCAAGCACGUCGUCGAGCGCCUGCACAAGAACGGCAUCCUGUACAUGAACAUGAUCGGCCACCCCAAGCACGUCAAGAAGUGCCUCGACCUGGGCGUCGACAUCAUCUGCGCCCAGGGCGGCGAGGGCGGCGGCCACACCGGUGACGUCCCCACCACCAUCCUGAUCCCCGCCGUCGUCGACGCCGUCAAGGGCCACAAGAGCCCCCUGACCGGCCAGCCCGUACAGGUCAUCGCCGCCGGCGGCAUCCACAACGGCAACCUGCUGGCCGCCUCGCUCAUGAUGGGCGCCAGCGCCGUCUGGGUCGGCACCCGCUUCGUGCUGUCCGAGGAGGCCGGCGCCCCGGAGGCCCACAAGGAGGCCGUGCGCACCGCCAGCUUCGACGACACCAUCCGCACCCUCAUCUUCACCGGCCGGCCCCUGCGCGUCCGCAAGAACCCCUACAUCGUCAACUGGGAGACCCAGCGCCAGGACGAGAUCAGGGAGCUGACCUCCAAGGGCGUCCUGCCCUACGAGAAGGACCUCGACAGCGUCAUGAACGGCGACAUGAAGGAGCCCCCCAAGGGCCUCGACGUCGGCGGCGCCACCGCGGACGACGUCGACGUCGACGAGCUCAUGGACCAGUUCCGGCCCUUCCUCAUGGGCCAGUGCGCCGCCGUCUGCAAUGAGAAGAAGAACGCGAAGGAGAUUGUGGAUGAGUUUGUCAAUGAUGCUGCCGCGUCGCUGCAGAGGGGGAGCCAGCUGGUCAAGGUGUCGUCGAAGCUGUAA
Messenger RNA from Diaporthe citri, 1134 nucleotides. RefSeq lists its product as uncharacterized. Lineage: Eukaryota; Fungi; Ascomycota; Sordariomycetes; Diaporthales; Diaporthaceae. Gene Ontology annotation, molecular function: nitronate monooxygenase activity. The coding region runs from base 1 to 1134 and encodes 377 amino acids. The transcript has 2 exons. The record is from RefSeq and is a predicted model, not a curated record.